CGGCGUUAGAUUAGACCGCGGUGCCGGGUGGCCGCCUCCAGAGUUCCAGACUGCCCGAGAGCGACCGGAGCAUCCGCCGCACACUUGCCUCCUCGGCUCGGCAACCUUAACCCACCACUGGAAGGAAACUCCACUACGAGACGCCGCGGGGAUGCCGUCGAAUAAAAACACCCAAGGAGGGAAAACGUUCGGGCUGUUAAAGGAGCAACAAAGGCAGAAACUGGAGGAAAUAAACAAGGAAUUCCUGGAAGACCAGAAGUACAGGGAUGAAGAUGACCUCGCUGAUAAAUUGGAGGGCUUCAAAAAUAAAUAUGCUGAAUUCGACCUGAAUGACCAAGGCGAGAUAGAUCUGAUGGGCUUGAAGCGCAUGAUGGAGAAGCUGGGCGUCCCCAAGACCCACUUGGAGCUGAAGAAGAUGAUCAUGGAGGUGACGGGCGGCACCAGCAGCAACACCAUUGACUACAGGGACUUUGUCAAGAUGAUGCUGGGCAAGCGCUCGGCUGUGCUCAAACUGGUCUUGGUCUUCGAGGACAAAGCCAACGCGGCGCCGUGCAAGCCGGACGGCCCCCCUCCAAAGCGGGACAUCGCCAGCUUGCCUUAAGCCUCCACAGACCGCCAGUCCGGUUUUUUGUCAGCGCGGUGGCGCGUUGUGUCGGCCCGGGACCACUGAUGGACUGAGGUUGUGUUGUCAUGUACGGUGCGUGCAAGGUGUCCUAUUUUUUUAUAUCUUGUUUUUGUUUAGACUUGAGUCGGCAGCUCACUAAAAAGAUGUUUGACUGUGAAUAUUUUUAAAUAAGACGUAGCAUCCAUGGUGUACAUCUCCUCCACGUGUGUAUAGUCGAGUGUUUGAUGCCCGUGUAUUAAGGGAAGAUGCUUUCUUUUUCGUAGAGAAGCACAAGCAGCUUUCUUUCGUCCCAUUUCCACAGCAGGGAUUCUCGCCAUGCCGGUCUCGGUCCGCUUUGGGGCGUUAGAUCGGGCGCCAGAGAUUACAGGCCCACUUCCGCGGGGAUGGAAUACUGAUCUGGAAUCAGUAACUAGCUUAUCGCGUCCGCCUGGUGAAAUAUUUUUAUGCAUUGUCUUUCGAAACACGCUCUCGGUCUGAGGUCAAGCGCGGCGUGAAACGAGGGCACACACCCGCGAUAACGCACAGAAGUACAAUCACGUUCUUUCCAAGUGCCUCGGGAGAGCGUACAAUUGUGUCUCAGCAGUAAAUAACUCCAACACACCCUUGAAA
Nerophis lumbriciformis (worm pipefish) is the source of this 1234-nucleotide messenger RNA. RefSeq names its product allograft inflammatory factor 1-like (gene aif1l). Gene Ontology annotation, molecular function: calcium ion binding; actin filament binding. NCBI's taxonomy places the organism in Eukaryota, Metazoa, Chordata, Actinopteri, Syngnathiformes, Syngnathidae. The record is from RefSeq and is a predicted model, not a curated record. Gene Ontology annotation, biological process: actin filament bundle assembly; ruffle assembly. Gene Ontology annotation, cellular component: ruffle membrane; actin filament.